CAGGUAAGCCUCAGCCCGUGCUGCAGGUGGUCUGACUCACAGUCCCCCAAGUGACUCCUGAGGAGCAUCUGCAGGCAGGAGGAUGGCCCAAGUCCUGCACGUGCCAGCCCCCUUCCCAGGGACCCCCGGCCCAGCCUCCCCGCCCACCUUCCCCUCCAAGGAGCCCGACCUGCCCUACUCCGUGGAGACGCCCUACGGCUACCGCCUGGACCUGGACUUUCUCAAGUACGUGGACGACAUCGAGAAGGGCCACACGCUACGGCGGGUGGCCGUGCAGCGCCGGCCCCGCCUCGGCUCCCUGCCCCGCGGCCCUGGCUCCUGGUGGACGUCCACCGAGUCUCUGUGCUCCAACGCCAGUGGGGACAGCCGCCAUUCGGCCUACUCCUACUGCGGCCGAGGCUUCUACCCGCAGUACGGCGCCCUGGAGACCCGCGCCGGCUUCAACCCGCGCGUGGAGCGCACGCUGCUGGACGCCCGUCGCCGCCUCGAGGACCAGGCGGCCGCCCCCACUGGCCUGGGCUCCCUGACCCCCAGCGUGGCUGGCUCGACAAGCUCACUGGUGGGCGUGGGGCUGCCACCCCCGACGCCGCGGGGUUCGGGACUGUCCACGCCGGUGCCGCCCAGUGCUGGGCACCUGGCCCACGUGCGGGAGCAGAUGGCGGGGGCCCUGCGGAAGCUGCGGCAGCUGGAGGAGCAGGUGAAACUGAUUCCCGUGCUCCAGGUGAAGCUGUCGGUGCUGCAGGAGGAGAAGCGGCAGCUCACGGUGCAGCUCAAGAGCCAGAAAUUCCUAGGCCACCCGGCGGGAGCCCGGGGGCGCAGCGAGCUCUGCCUGGACCUCCCCGAGCCCCCUGAGGACCCGGUGGUGCUCGAGACCCGGAGCGUGGGCACCUGGGUCCGAGAGCGGGACUUGGGCAUGCCCGACGGGGAGGCAGCCCUUGCCGCUAAGGUCGCCGUGCUGGAGACCCAGCUCAAGAAAGCGCUCCAGGAGCUGCAGGCAGCUCAGGCCCGGCAGGCCGACCUCCAGCCCCAGGCCUGGCCGCCACCAGACAGCCCAGUCCGUGUGGACACUGUCCGGGUGGUGGAGGGGCCGAGGGAGGUAGAGGUGGCGGCCAGCACAGCUGCGGGGGCCCCUGCACAGCGGGCCCAGAGUCUGGAGCCCUACGGGGCAGGGCUGCGGGCCCUGGCGACAUCCGGCGGGGCCGAGAGCCCCCCUGUGUUCCGCAGCCAGGAGGUGGUAGAGACAGUGUUCCCAGCACCCCCUGCAUCCACCAGCAAUGUCCAUCUGGUAAAGAAGAUCAGCAUCACAGAGCACAGCUGCGAUGGGGCAGCAGGUCUCCCACAGACUCCUGCAGAGUCAUCCUUGUCACCCCCGGAGUCUGAGGGGGACUCCCUCAUGCAGCCAGAGAAGAACACAGGCCUGGUGCCUGCCCACGACGCCACCAACAGAGAGCCUACCAGGCAAGCAGCCCCACAGGAGUCGGAGUCAGAGGAGGCCGGGGGUGCAGGAGGGCCCCCAGCAGGUGUGCCAUCCAUCAUGAAGCAGAAAGAGGAGCCCGCAGACCCCGAGACUCACCGGAGGAGCCUCCAAUUCGUGGGGGUCAACGGCAGGUAUGAGUCCUCAUCCGAGGAUUCCAGCACAGCAGAGAACUUCUCGGACAAUGAGAGUACAGAGAACGAGGCCCCAGAGCCGGAGGAGAGGGUUCCGAGUGUGGUUGAAGCCCCCCAGCUCAGGCCCAAGGAGACAGCAAAGGCCAAGAUCAGCCGGGAGGAGUGCCAGCUGUCCCGGGAGUCUCAGCAGGCGCCCACAGCUGAGGGGGCGUCGGGAUCAAGUGCGGAAGAGGAGAUCCGGAUGGAGCUCAGCCCCGACCUCAUCUCAGCCUGCCUGGCCCUGGAGAAGUACCUGGAUAGCCCCAGUGCCCUCACCGAGCGGGAACUGAAAGUGGCCUACACCACGGUGCUGCAGGAGUGGCUGCGCCUGGCCUGCCGCAGCGAUGCCCACCCAGAGCUUGUGCGGCGCCACCUGGUCACCUUCCGGGCCAUGUCGGCGCGGCUGCUGGACUAUGUGGUCAACAUCGCCGACAGCAACGGCAACACUGCGCUGCACUACUCCGUGUCCCACGCCAACUUCCCCGUGGUGCGGCAGCUGCUCGACAGCGGUGUCUGCCAGGUAGACAAGCAGAACCGCGCCGGCUACAGCCCCAUCAUGCUCACAGCCCUGGCCACCCUGAAGACCCAGCAUGACAUCGAGACUGUCCUGCAGCUCUUCCGGCUCGGAGAUGUCAAUGCCAAAGCCAGCCAGGCGGGGCAGACAGCCCUGAUGCUGGCGGUCAGCCAUGGGCGGGUGGACGUGGUCAAAGCCCUGCUUGCCUGCGAGGCGGACGUCAAUGUCCAAGAUGAUGACGGCUCCACGGCCCUCAUGUGUGCCUGCGAGCACGGCCACAAGGAGAUCACGGCGCUGCUGCUGGCUGUGCCCAGUUGCGACAUCUCUAUCACCGACCGCGACGGGAGCACGGCUUUGAUGGUGGCCUUGGAUGCAGGACACAGUGAAAUUGCAUCCAUGCUGUACUCUCGCAUGAACAUCAAGUGCUCGUUCGCCCCGAUGUCGGAUGAGGAGAGUCCUGCGUCAUCCUCUGCAGAAGAGUAG
Messenger RNA from Lipotes vexillifer (Yangtze River dolphin), 2644 nucleotides. It is a transcript of the gene KANK2, whose product is annotated as KN motif and ankyrin repeat domains 2. Gene Ontology annotation, molecular function: protein binding. Gene Ontology annotation, cellular component: cytoplasm. Lineage: Eukaryota; Metazoa; Chordata; Mammalia; Artiodactyla; Lipotidae. Gene Ontology annotation, biological process: negative regulation of transcription by RNA polymerase II; negative regulation of cell population proliferation; negative regulation of actin filament polymerization. The record is from RefSeq and is a predicted model, not a curated record. Bases 83 to 2644 code for a protein of 853 amino acids. The transcript is spliced from 11 exons.